GGCCGCCUCAGCGCGGGCCCCGCCUCUACGCGAGGCUCGGCGGCCGGCCUGUGUUCCCCGAAGCCCACGUCGCGCAAAAGCAGCCGGAGGAGGAGGAGCAGCGGCGGCGGCGGCGGCGGCGCUGAGGAGACCCGGCUGCUCGCCGGCAGCUGCUGGAGCCGCCCAGCCGCCGCCAUGAACUCCAACAACCGCACCGAGAGCGACUGGCAGGGACUGGUGAGCGAGUAUUUGGUGUGUAAAAGGAAGCUGGAAAGUAAGAAGGAAGCACUGCUAAUUCUUUCCAAAGAGCUGGACACAUGUCAGCAAGAAAGAGACCAGUACAAGCUUAUGGCUAAUCAGCUACGGGAAAAGCACCAAUCACUGAAAAAGAAAUACCGGGAACUGAUUGACGGGGACCCAUCUCUUCCUCCUGAAAAAAGAAAGCAGGCUAAUCUUGCCCAACUCCUGAGUGAUUCUCGGAAUCGAAAUAAGCAUCUGGGAGAUGAAAUCAAAGAACUUGAGCAGAGGCUGGGAGAAGUCCAAGGGGACAACAAGCUCCUUAGGAUGACAAUAGCUAAACAAAGACUCGGAGAUGAGGAGGUUGGGGCACGCCACUUCGCACCACAUGAGCGUGAAGACCUUGUCCAGCAAUUGGAGAAAGCACGAGAACAAAUUGAGAGUCUGCAACAUGAUCUUCAAGCAGCAUUGGAUGAACUACAGGAUGUAAAAGAGGAGCGCUCUUCUUACCAAGAUAAAUCUGACAGAUUAAACCAGGAGCUUAACCAUGUUCUUGGAGGACAUGUAAACCGCAUUAUCGAUAUUGAUGCUCUUUGUAUGGAGAACAGAUAUCUUCAUGAGAGAUUAAAGCAAAUUCAAGAAGAGGUCAACAUUCUCAAAUCAAAUAUUGUAAAGUAUAAGAAUGCACUAGAGAGGAGGAAAAAUUCCAAGUCUCACAGCAAAUCAAAUAGCAGUGCACUAACUGGAGUCCUUUCUGCUAAGCAAGUCCAAGAGCUGUUAUCAGAGGAUCAUGGAUGCAGCCUACCAGCCACACCGCAGUCCAUUUAUGACCUUAAAUCUUUGGCUACUGCUUUACUGGAGACAAUCCAUGAGAAAAACAUGGUCAUUCAGCAUCAAAGGCAAACCAACAAAAUCUUAGGCAAUCGUGUAGCAGAACUGGAGAAAAAGUUGAGGACUUUAGAAGUCUCUGGUUUGUGGAGUCUUCCAGGUGGCAAAGAUACAAUUACAUUCAGUGACCCCGCUAUGCCUAUUAUCCAGAGGUCUCGAUCACCAUUGCUAUCUUUCGCAGAUAAGCCACCGCAGAAGACAGAAGAAGAAACCAGAGAACAAGAGGAAACGUGUGCCGUUAAAACAGAAUUGACACUUCCAGAGAAAACGGCUGCAGUUUCUGAUGAUUCCUGCACAAACCAAAACAACGGUAACAAAACCAAUCAUUUUCAUCCAUCAUUACCCCAGUUUCCUUCUGAGGAAGACGGUGCAAAUGGGUUUGGGAAUGAAAUCAUUAAGCUGACAGAGGAGCAGGCAGCUGCAGAACUGGAAGGGAGCAGAGCAGAAUGUUUGACAGAGAGCCAGGCAGCAGGUCAGCCAGAGCUCAGCAGCUCAUCCGAAGGCGGAUCCCCCUUGCCCAGCCCUCCUCCCUUUGACUCCACAGAGCCCUGCAGCCUCGGGGGGAACAAACACGCAAACGAGAAGCAGGCCGCGGAAGAAGAGACAGGAACCUCGGAAAGUGACACUGAGAUUCUUUGUGACAAAAAGGAUGAAAGCGGUGACACAGUGGACGCCGAGGGUGAUGAAAAGCAAACUCUCCCAGCUCCAGAUUUCAGCGACAUUCCAGAUAAUGUACCUGCAGCUGUGACAGUUACAGACGGUGCUUCUGAUCUGGGCUCACCGUGACUCUCUUUGACCGUGGCAUUGUUUUCUGAAAGGAUGUGUCCCCAGUCUCGCCAAGCUUCUCUCAGCCGCCUCCUUGUUUGUCUGUCGAGAAAGAUCCCCUAACACACACACACACACACACUUCAAACACUUUGGUAUGUACAAACAGAUCCUAGAGAAAUGUGAAAAAAGGAGCAGGAGUAAAAUGAUGGCUUUCAGAAUUUUGCCCUCUGCUAUUUGCUGCGAUUAACGUUAUUAGAUAGAGUGACAUAAUUGAGAAUAAUGGGGCUUAGCACCCCAUCAUUAUGCUUUAUCACGUCAGUUACAUCUCUGUCUCUUUAGUAUGUAUAAUUCUUGGUGCAGUGCCUGUUUGAAUGUCUCUUAAGAGCCUGGAACGUCAGGGUGGGGGGGGGGAGGAGUUGCCUUU
Molecule: messenger RNA, 2296 nt
Organism: Lacerta agilis (Sand lizard)
Lineage: Eukaryota; Metazoa; Chordata; Lepidosauria; Squamata; Lacertidae
Gene: CCDC149
Product: coiled-coil domain containing 149
Exons: 12
Coding region: 175-1890 (571 amino acids)
Source: RefSeq, a predicted model, not a curated record